AUGUCAGAAACUGAGCUGGAAAAGAUAAAAGUAAGAACAGCUGAGCAUUUUGAAAAUGAUAAAAAUAACAUUUCUUGGUUAAAGGAAGGAUUAUCCAGCUCACGUCAAAAUCCUCUUGGAGACCCUGAUAUGCAACUCACAAAUGAAAAGCAUGCAGACGAGAAACCCAUUAAUGCUAUCAUUAUAAAUUCAGUAUCCGAAUUCAAUAUCACAGAUGGACCAGCCAAGGAAACCCCCAGUGAGAAAAAACUGUCAGAAUUCAGCACAUCACUGUCCUCCCUUGAAGAAUGCCAAACGAAAUUUUCCUACCUCCAAACUGAUACUUCAGUUCAUCAGAGAGACACUGAUGAGGAGUGUGCCUCUCUCAUCCUCACCUGUCUGUUUUGCCAGUUUUGGGACUGCCUCCUGAUGCUCCCAGAUACGUGCGAAACAGUGUGUACCAACCUGUGCUGCCCCUCUCACAGGUACCACCACACCUCGGAUGAGAGCCACCCGCGGCACGACUGCAAGUGCAACUGUGACGUCGACUGCAGUCUUUUUGAAUCUUGCCACGAGACCAGCGAGUGUCUGGAGUUGGCCAUGGAGAUUUCAGAAAUCUGUUACCGCUAGCACAAUGAAGUCAACGACGUUCCGGCAGACCCUUUGGCCCCACAGGGAAACUCCAUGACAAUAAGACUGAUUUCUAUGCGCUGAAGUGUAAGGAUUGUACGCAUUUCUUGGAUGCCAUAGACCAUUUUAUUCUGCA
Messenger RNA from Felis catus (domestic cat), 745 nucleotides. It is a transcript of the gene MDFIC2, whose product is annotated as MyoD family inhibitor domain containing 2. Bases 1 to 609 code for a protein of 202 amino acids. Lineage: Eukaryota; Metazoa; Chordata; Mammalia; Carnivora; Felidae. The record is from RefSeq and is a predicted model, not a curated record. The transcript is spliced from 4 exons.